Molecule: messenger RNA, 557 nt
Organism: Biomphalaria glabrata
Lineage: Eukaryota; Metazoa; Mollusca; Gastropoda; Planorbidae
Exons: 3
Coding region: 118-465 (115 amino acids)
Source: RefSeq, a predicted model, not a curated record
AUUAUGACUCGGGCGAAGAGACUUACCGAGAAUCACCUACUACCCCAGGGCAUGACUCUCUUUGAACUAAGAUCAGUAUAAAUAUCAGUGUCUGCGCUCUACCACCCUCACCACCGUAUGAACCAACCCUGUCUACAGAAGUUGUUGGACAAGUCAAAAAUGAACAGAAUCGUGAUCGCCGCCAUUGCACUUGCUGCGUUAGUUUACAAUGUUCAAGCUGGAGGAGUUCUCCCCAUCGGUGGAUACGGUCUAGGAUAUGGGAUUGGAGGAGGCCGAGGAUUCGGACUAGGUGGUGGAUAUGGAUUUGGGGGUGGACUUGGAUAUGGUUUUGGAGGUGGAUACGGUCUUGGCGGUGGAUACGGUCUUGGCGGUGGAUAUGGUCUUGGCGGUGGAUAUGGUCUUGGUGGUGGAUAUGGACUAGGUGGAUAUGGUGGUUUCCCUGUGUGGGGCAGUGGCUAUUACUAGAUCUAGCUCGAGUUCAAGUUAGGAGAAUACUUUCCAUGACAACUGACUUGUAUCAAUAAAACAAAAACAUUAAAUAAGCUCAUUUUGGUCAA